Messenger RNA from Prorocentrum cordatum, 528 nucleotides. The record is from the annotation of a GenBank genome assembly. NCBI's taxonomy places the organism in Eukaryota, Dinophyceae, Prorocentrales, Prorocentraceae.
GCCGAACCACCUGCACGCGGCGUCGGAGGCCACGGCCCGGCGCCGCGGCGGCACGAGCCAGCCGUGCCGAAGGGCCCGCCUCGCGCGCUGGGUGGCCUCCGCGGCCGGGUCCCUCGUGCCGCGCGGCCCCCUCGCGGACCCCGCGGGCUCGGCCGCCGACCUCUUCGCCCUGGGCAGCCGCCGCCGUGGGGCGGCGAGGGCCGGCGCCUCCGGUCGGCCGCCGGGGGCCCGCGGAUUCCCCUGGGUGCUCAAGGACUAUCCCGGAGGCCUGUGCCACCCCGCCGACCCAUCGGAGAGGCAUACCUGUGUUUGCCAUGUCACGUCCCUGUUACAUGUGCUUUCGGUCGAGGAAGCAGCUUACCUAAUGCAGAAGCUGUUCGACUCCCAGGACGACAUCCAGCGCUUCGAGCAGAUGGCGGCCGACGAGGGCAUCUUGAACUCGGCGGGAUCAACCUUUGGGCUCGGCAAGAAGGUUCGCGUGCCCGGCUGUCGAGGGAGCCUGCGGGCGAGCGCCCCUGACCCAGGCAG